Molecule: messenger RNA, 2523 nt
Organism: Candidozyma pseudohaemuli
Lineage: Eukaryota; Fungi; Ascomycota; Pichiomycetes; Serinales; Metschnikowiaceae
Gene: SFP1
Product: zinc-coordinating transcription factor
Exons: 3
Coding region: 1-2523 (840 amino acids)
Cellular component (GO): nucleus
Source: RefSeq, a predicted model, not a curated record
AUGACAACUACAGAUCAUGAAGUUGCAAAAGAUUUCGACUAUUUUGAGGCUGGAGCAGGCAAACUCAGUUUCACCUUGAAAGUGUCCUACCAGGAACUUCCAGGCAUGGCAGCGAACAAGAAGACGUUCAAGGUUCCAUUCAAGUUACAGUAUAAAGGGCACGCCAUGUGGUGGUUUGUCCUCGUCAUGCAAGAACUCAAAAAGAAUUACAGCCGGUGUGUCUAUAUUUAUUUACGAGCCUUGCUCCACGAUGACACUUCUGUUGAAAAAGCUCUCGUAUCGUACGACGAUGAGGACCAAGUGUCAAUCAGGCGAAAUGCUCUAGAAUUCGUUGAUAAUAUAUUGAAGCAUGCAAUUGACUCCCAGUACAUUAGUCAAAUUGGUCUUGCUGAAUCCAAGGAAACAGGAUUGGCUAUAUUCAAGCGCAUAUUUGACGUAUCACUUCAGUACCAGGCAAUUGAAUUAGCCCAAAUCAUAGUUGCAUGGAGAAAACCGUGGGAAACGUUUGCGCUCAAUUCAGUCCAUAAAUCGCUAGAUCCGGACUCACAGUACAAACUAUUCUUGAUAACGCAUAAGCUCCCCGAUCCAUACGUGUACUACGUUUUGGAAGGUUUUGACAUGUCGAUCUUGGAGGAUUCUCUUGCAAAAGAGUUCAAAGAGUCGGGGAUCUCGACACUCGACCUCAGGGAGUAUGCUCAUCGAGGUUUCAAGACCUACGACAGUAUGCUGGUUAACCAGCUCGACUACUUUGAGGCUGGAGCUGGAAAGUUGAGCUUUCGUCCACUAGAACUAACGCAUAAGUUACAACUGGAACAGCCAGGUAGCACGACGAACUUCAGGAUCCCAUUUAAACUAGCUCAGAGAAAACAUGCCAUGUGGUGGUUUCAACUUUUAAUGCCCCAAAUCAAAUACAAUUACGACCGUUUUGCUUAUGAUUAUUUGAGGGCCUACCUUCAAGAUGAAGCAAAAGGUGAAGAGUUUCUCAAACAGUAUGACGAAGCCAAACAAGAUUUGAUCAAAAAAAACUCUUCCUUAGUGGCACAUACGAUCAUACAAGAAGGUGUAUAUGUCAAUCUUCAACAAGCGGUUAGAAUAGGUCCGAAAUGGGUGUCAACGUUGGCAGAUUUUAAGCAGCUAUUUGACCAAUCACUCCAAUACGACCAUAUGGAGCUCACAACACUAAUACUUGAUUGGCGCACACAGUGGAAAACUCUUACAUCACGCCGUGAUAACGGAACGCUAGAUUGUGAUACAAGAUACCACCAUUUCUUGCAUACCCAUAAACUCCCCGGAAUCUACUUCUUAUACGCCUGGGAUGAUAUAGAUGAAAGAGAGUUGAUGUCCGCUCUAGCGGAUGAGUUUGAUAAUUCUGGUAUCAAAAAACUUGACCUCAGACCAAUUGCUCAUGAAGGAAUAGAGAAUGCUGACGGGUGGUCGGGACGCUUCUAUCAGGCUGCCGCCGAAAUGAGCCCCAGCAUCUUCAACAACUCCCGUUUUCGAAGAGAGCUGAUUGCCCAUUCUCAAGGAAUGGGCGGUGUCUCCUGGGGCAGCGUGACCAUCGGCCUGUGGCUCAAGGACGAGGUGAUGAUGUACCAAAACCACCCUUCUGCUGGCAACUCCCAGCUUCCUGGGAACCUUAUUAACCCUAGAAGGGGCCUGUUCCGGAUGUCUUCCGUGGCACCUGCUGCCGCCCAGAACAACGCCCUGCUCCAUCCAGGCACGCUCUCACCGCCCAACACAACGCUGUACCUCCCUACGUUGGAGGCGGACUACUGUAAAGACUACUCGUGCUGCGGCCAGCUUUUGCCCACGCUACACGACUUACUCAGACACUACGAGGAGGCCCACAUUCUGGCGUCUCCUCCGCAAGAAGCCAACUCGCAUCUCCUUGCGGCCCACCGUAACCGCAACAACAUCAACAACAUCCAUAACGUCAUGGAAACGGUGCUGACCACCGAUGUGUUCUUGAACAACCACCACCACCAGCAGGCGGCGCAGCAGCAGCAGUCGCAGGGCUCUUUGCAUCUCCCGGCCUCUCAUUUCAAUUUACAAAACCAGACCAUUUCUCAGGGGGCCGUUGCCGACAGCAUGCUGCCUUCUGGAAACGGCACUGCCCAGCCACAGCAUGGAAACGCCCAGCAGAGGCACCUUCCGCCUCACCGGGUCAACCCAGCAGGCGCUGCAGACGCCGAAAACGAUAGCAUGUAUAUUGACGAUCCUGCCCGUCACUUGUAUGUGAUGGAAAACGAGGAGUACAAGCCGUUCAAGUGUCCGGUGAUUGGUUGCGAAAAAACCUACAAGAACCAGAACGGUCUCAAGUACCACCGGCUCCAUGGCCACCAGAACCAGACGCUCAAGGAGAACGACGACGGUACGUUUUCCAUCAUCGACCCAGAGUCCAACACCCCUUACCUUGACGGUGCAGGCAUGGAGAAAGACAAGCCUUACCGCUGUGAGGUUUGUGGUAAACGGUACAAGAACUUGAACGGUCUUAAGUAUCACCGUGGUCACACAACACACUAG